AAUCCAAAUAGAAACAACGCACAAGCAUGGCGGCGAUGUCGACAGCUGUCAAGGUGCAGGAGGUACGCGAUGUUACGCGAAUUGAGAGGAUCGGCGCUCACUCACACAUCCGUGGUUUGGGCCUGGAUGACUCAUGCGACCCGAAGAACGUGUCCGAGGGCAUGGUUGGCCAGCAGAAGGCGCGCAAGGCGGCCGGCGUCGUCGCGGAGAUGAUCCGCGAGGGCAAGAUCGCUGGGCGGGCCAUCCUGCUGGCUGGACAGCCCGGCACCGGCAAAACGGCCAUCGCCAUGGGCAUCGCUCGCUCCCUCGGCUCGGACACUGCUUUCACAAGCAUGAGCGGCUCCGAGAUUUACAGUCUGGAGAUGUCCAAGACCGAGGCGCUGACGCAGGCCAUCCGCAGGUCCAUCGGCGUCAGGAUCAAAGAGGAGACGGAAGUGGUCGAGGGAGAAGUGGUUGAGAUCCAGGUGGAGCGGCCGGCGUCAGGGGUAGGUUCCAAGUCGGGCAAGCUGACCCUGAAGACGACCGACAUGGAGACCAUCUACGAUCUGGGCAGCAAGAUGAUUGAGUCGCUAAUGAAGGAGAAGGUGCGUUCCGGCGACAUCAUCGUCAUCGACAAGGCCACCGGCAAGAUCAGCAAGCUCGGCCGCUCCUUCACCAGGGCCAGAGACUACGACGCCACCGGCGCCCAAACAAAGUUUGUUCAGUGUCCAGAGGGCGAGUUGCAGAAACGGAAGGAGGUGGUGCACACGGUUUCACUCCACGAAAUCGACGUGAUCAACAGCAGAGCUCAAGGCUUCCUGGCCCUCUUCUCCGGCGACACGGGCGAAAUCAAGUCCGAAGUGCGAGACCAGAUCAACUGCAAGGUGGUCGAGUGGCGCGAGGAGGGAAAGGCUGAGGUCGUCCCUGGAGUCCUCUUCAUCGACGAGGUGCACAUGUUGGACGUGGAGAGCUUCUCAUUCCUGAACCGUGCGUUGGAGAACGAGAUGGCGCCCGUGGUGAUCAUGGCUACGAACCGCGGCAUCACCAAGAUCCGCGGCACAAACUUCAAGGCGCCGCACGGCAUUCCACUCGACCUGCUGGACCGCAGCAUCAUCAUCCCGACGCAGCCGUACACGGAGGCUGAGCUCAGCGACAUCAUCAAAAUCCGGUGCGAGGAGGAAGACUGCGACAUGCAGCCCGACGCGCUCACCAUCCUCACAAAGAUCGCGCAGGAAACUUCUCUGCGCUACUCCAUCCAACUCAUCACCACUGCCAGCGUCGUCGCUAAAAGGAGAAAAUCCACGCAGGUUUCUGUGGAAGACAUUAAAAAGGUAUACACUCUUUUCCUGGACGAAAAGAGGUCCCAGCAGUUCCUCAAAGAGUACCAGGACCAGUUUAUGUUUAAUGAAGCAGAGGAAUCGACGAGCAUGGACUAAUGGCCGCGAAUCUCAAGAUUUGCCCUCGACUCUCAUAUUCGCAUUUCGUUUGCAUACUCCAUGUACAAACUUACCAUGUUGGAUCGAUGCUGGAUCGGUACGCACCUCUAAACGCUGAGUUGUGACGUAAUCACGCUGCAGAGACGGAAAUUAAUGCAUGUAAUUUAAGAUCAAUUAAAAAUUGACUGCCCAUCACAUAUAA
Molecule: messenger RNA, 1617 nt
Organism: Cloeon dipterum
Lineage: Eukaryota; Metazoa; Arthropoda; Insecta; Ephemeroptera; Baetidae
Gene: rept
Product: RuvB-like helicase 2 rept
Exons: 7
Coding region: 27-1415 (462 amino acids)
Biological process (GO): regulation of transcription by RNA polymerase II; box C/D snoRNP assembly; chromatin remodeling
Cellular component (GO): Swr1 complex; NuA4 histone acetyltransferase complex; R2TP complex
Molecular function (GO): ATP hydrolysis activity; DNA helicase activity; ATP binding
Source: RefSeq, a predicted model, not a curated record